AUGGACACUGCUAACGUCCCUGCUAAGGGUCCAGACACCGUGGACAAAGCCAAAGUUUCUAUUGCCAACGACGUUUUUUGUGGCGCCUUUGCUGCAAGCGAUCGCCACAGACUACCAGCACGGUUCUUCCAUAUCGCGGGAAGCCAAAGUGCUCACUACAUUGGGUGCAGUUGUCAAUCCGCUAUGCGACUGCAUCCUUCACGGCGUCCUCCAUUGAACACUGAAGCUCAAUUUGCAAACAAGGUCCUGGAUGGGUUCACUGAAUAUCGCAAGAAUUUUCUUAUCCUACUACUAGCAAUCAGCGCCAACUGCCAGUUCACCACACCAUCGAAGGUGUUUCCAUUCUUCCACUCCAUCACUCGCACUGAAAGCAGUGCUAUUCCCUACAGGACAUACAGUAAGCAGGACAUCUGCACUGUAAAUGAAGAAAUUAUUGCCACAUUGAGGAAACUCUUCCAGGUCCUUGUUGAUCAUCUCCAGCGUGCAGUGGAAGACGGCAUCAAGGAUGCGAAGAAGAAAGCGAAGGACAAUUUUGCUUGCCUGCUUGUCUUACAAUCCGAAUGA
Molecule: messenger RNA, 564 nt
Organism: Mesocestoides corti
Lineage: Eukaryota; Metazoa; Platyhelminthes; Cestoda; Cyclophyllidea; Mesocestoididae
Source: the annotation of a GenBank genome assembly